Messenger RNA from Botrytis porri, 1236 nucleotides. RefSeq lists its product as uncharacterized. The transcript has a single exon. The record is from RefSeq and is a predicted model, not a curated record. Gene Ontology annotation, molecular function: phosphoric diester hydrolase activity. Lineage: Eukaryota; Fungi; Ascomycota; Leotiomycetes; Helotiales; Sclerotiniaceae. Bases 1 to 1236 code for a protein of 411 amino acids. Gene Ontology annotation, biological process: lipid metabolic process.
AUGCGGUCAUUUGUAUUUGCCGUAACGGCAAUUCUUUCUUUGGUUAGCUCUUCACAGGCCAUGCCUCAAAAUGGUGGUGGAAGUUAUGGAGGAUAUGGAAGUCAAGAAUUAUCAUCGUCGUCGAUAGCUAUUGCAGUUGCAACAUCAGCUACAUCAUCAUCAACCAGUUUCGUAUCAGUCGCUAAAGCAGCAGUAUCAACAAGCACAACUGCCUGUAAUAAUUCACCGGAACUAUGUAGUCGAAACUAUAACAACAUAACACAUAUGGGUGCUCAUGACGUUGCAUUCCUUCGAGACUCAACGACAGGGUAUUCAACAUCCGGGAACCAGUUCUAUAACGCUACUGUUGCUCUAUCCGCCGGUAUUAGAUUACUUCAAGCACAAGUUCAUGACUCGAAUGGAACUUUGGAACUAUGUCACACAUCUUGUUUACUCCUCGAUGGUGGUAGUCUCGAGACUUUUCUUAAGGAAAUUAAAACAUGGAUGGAUGCGAAUACUAACGAAGUUGUCACUUUGAUCCUUGUUAAUUCCGACGACAAAUCAGCUGCUACUUUCGGAUCAGUCUUCUCAUCUUCCGGUAUCGAUACUUACGGCUACACUCCUACUUCUACCACCGCACCGAUCGCUACUUGGCCAACACUUCAAACUCUCAUCACUGCCAAUACAAGAUUAAUUACUUUCAUCGCAAGCAUUGACUAUGAUUCCAAAUAUCCAUAUCUUCUUCCAGAAUUUACAUACGUAUUCGAAACCUACUUUGGAGUUCUUUCUCUAGACGCCUUCAAUUGUACACUCCAACGUCCUAGCAGUGUCGAUUCUGCCUCCGCCGCCGUUUCAUCUAAUUACAUGGGUCUCAUUAACCAUUUCGCCGACAUGGCUCAAUCAUUUGGUAUCACAAUCCCAGAUGUAAAAAACAUCACUACGACAAACUCCCCUGCUACCAACACAACAGGUGCAUUGAGAACUCAAGCAGAGCAGUGUAAGAGUGAAUGGGGCAUCAAACCAACUUUUAUCUUGGUAGAUUUCUUCAACGUAGGACCUAGUAUCGAUACCGCGGAUAUCAUGAAUGGAAUUUAUGGGGAAACUACCGGAAGGACGAACGUUAGUACGAGUGUUUUAACUGCCAGUAGUAAUUCUACUAGUGGUGCUAGUUCUUUGGGUUUGGGGAUGCGGAAGAAUUGGGAAUGGAUGUGGGCUAUGAUUGGAGUGGUCGCAUUGGGGAACUUGGUCUGGUUAUAG